GCUGUAGAGGCUGCUAGCUUCCCAAAAUACCAACCCUGAAGCCCUUUGCUUUGUAUGGAAGCGCUCAGCAUCAGUAACGGGGUGAGGGUUAUAUUAUUGGUAACAACAGGUUUUAUUAUAAACACCGUCGCAUUUUUGCUUUAAAUUGUCUUCAUGGAUAGUGUCCGCUAAGUCACUGUAUUCUACCGCUUCAUUCAAGGUUGCUGUAACUUUUAAAGCUAAGUUAAGUUUUGAUGUUUUCUGUUUGACCCCUCUGAAAGACCGCUAUUUGAUAAAAUAAUGUCGACAUAAUAAUGUUUAUUCAGCGUUUGUUAUCUUCUACAUAGCGUACGUUUCUCUUAAGGCUUUUAUGUCAUAUACACCGGUGUUGUGGUUUUAUGCAACAAUGUAGGAGUAUCUACGUGGCACUGACUUGAACCACUCAAGAAUUAAAGGCACUGUCACCUACUGACGGUGUUGUUUGCUUUCUGCCACCGUAGCUUCAUGUUACAUCUCGCUGGGGAAAAUGAGGAACCUUAUGGUACUGUCACUCCUGCUGCUGAACAUAAACUAUGCCGUAUCAGCACCCAAAGGUGUCACAGCCAGUCUAAAAGCAAAGUGGACAAUGACGCCUUUCCUCCUGGAGACGAGGUAAAACACUACUUCUGCACAUGCACAAGUCCUGCUCUCACCAGAGAAACUAACUAAAAAGUUAGGAGUCUUACCAUACAUCCUCAUGACUUACAGUGUAAUUUUAAGUCAGUAGUUUUCAUUUUUUAUUGAGUUUGCUUAAUUAAUUAUGAAUGGUUUUGUUAGUAAGUUAAAAAAUUUAAAAGCACCCUGCAUAUUAACAGUACUAUCAUACUGAAUCCUUUUUAUGGCCUCCAGUAAAGUAAACUAAUGAAUAUACUCAAGUCUAUAAAGUAUGCAGUUGGCCUGCAAAAUAGCUGCUAUGUACAAGCUGUUUAAAAAAGUAAAGUUCAAAAUGAUUCUUUGCAACUUUUACAGAAAAGGACGCUGUUUACUUUAACCUUGGCAGAAAUGUAGACUCUUUUCAAGAAAAUAAUAACAAUAAUAAUAACUUUAUUUGUAUAUCACUUUUAAAAAACAGAAGUUUACAAAGUGCUUUUACAUAUAGUCAUAGAGCCCAUGGAAAAAGACAGAUAAAAACAAAAGCUCAGUAAAAAAGGAAUUGAAGGCCAUUUUCAUGUCAUAAGAAACCCAGACAAUACAAGAAUCAUGCAACAUAAAAUGAGACCAUGAGGACCAAAAUAAAAGCAUAAAGUAGUUGAGGAAAAUGCAAUUAAAAGGGAGGACCAAAGCAGAAACGGGAUAAUAAAUAUAAAAAGUCAUAUUAACAAUGAUAAUAAAAUAAUAACAGGUAAUCCAGAUAAUAAUAGUGAUGAUAAAAUAGAGUAACAGAAAUGAGCAGGAAAACACAAUAAAAAGCCUUAAAGGUUAAUUAAGAAAAGAGUACAAGCAUAACAAAAUCUAAAAAGACAGUAAAAGAGAAAAGAGAUGACAGAUAAAAAAUAAAGAUAAAAGACAGCAUCACAUGAAAGCAAGUCUGUAAAAGUAUUUGACUGAAAAGAAGUGACUGUCUCUGCAGGCCUUAUCUCCUCUGGCAGGUCGUUCCAAAGUCAAGGAGCUCUGGUGGAGAAAGCUCUAUCACCUUUAGUUUUGAGUCUCAACUUUGGAACGACCAGGAGGCCUUCGCCAGAGGAUCUGAGGCUGCGGGUUGGCUCAUAUGGUAUUGAAAGCUCUGAAAUGUAUCUUGGAGCAAGUCCUUUGAGUGCUUUAAAAGUAAUCAAUAAAAUCUUAAAAUCGAUUCUAAAACUGACAGAAGGCCCAGUGAAGGGAGGCUAAAAUUGGAUUGAUGUGAUGCUGUAUACUAAAACCAGUUAAAAAAAAUUAGUAUCUAAAAUUAGUAAAUCAUUGUCAUAAAACUGUAAAAACUAAGGACAUAUAUGACAGAAAAAAAAGUUGUUUUGUUUCCAACCAUUUUUUUGUACAAAUGUUUUAAAAAAUGAUCGUUUUGUCAUGUUGCUAUUAAUUCAAGUUUGAUAAGCAGUGUUUAUAUCAUUCAAAUAUAAAUUUCUGUUAAUUUUACUAACCUUCAGUGUGCAUUCCAGUGCCAAUAAAAUGCUGUGCAGUAGCUUGCAGUGAGCCAAAAGAAGUCAGGUAGAAAUAUUACCAGAGGACGUAAAAAAAAAAAAAAGCAUGGUGUGUAGCUGUAACUGUCAGGCAAUUAGGACAUAGUUUCUAAGGCACAUUACAUAGUCACUGAGUAAUUGUAACUGUCUUUAACUUGUCCUUCUUCUUUCAUCUUGCAGCGAGUUUAUAGGAGAAGACGGGAAUGAGAAAUUUUGGCAAUUUGUCGACACUGUAAAAGAGCUCACUGUAUACAAGCAAGGAGGUAUGUUUAAAGCCAAACCCUUGUUGUGUCUGCACUGAUGUAAUGCCUGUAUCUAAAUAGAUUUUGACUUCUUUGCACUUUGACAGGUAAGCUCAUUAUCUCUACUGUUGUUGUGUUUUCAGAGUCUGUGCGGUCCUACUACAAUCUGAUCAUUAAGAAGGCAGGCCAGUUCCUCACAGAUCUUCAAAUUAACCUCCUCAAAUUUGCUUUGGGCCUGCGGUCAUAUUCACCAGCUGUUCAUGCAUCCCAGCAGGUACAUAAAAAUAUACUAUGUUUAUAAAAUCAGAAGCAUGAGAAUAGUGCAGGCACACUUGUGGUCAGAGAUGGUUGUUUUGUCUGUGUAUCCUCGUAUUGACCUAGGGCACUUUUGCAGGCCUCCCUUUUUGUAGUUUUCUCAAUGUCUUGGUACAGCGUUGAAAGAGUUGUUUCUCCCUAACCGCUGUGAAAUUCUCCAUGUCGAUAACUAAUUUUCUUACAACAGUACUUGUGUAUCUCUGUGGUUUCUCUCUGAAUUUAAAUGUGUAAAUGUAAUUAUCUUUAAUUGAUUCAGUGACAGAGUUUGUCAGCAUGCUGUCUGCGCGUGUCUUAUUAUGAAAUGCUGACGAAACCCUAGAGAAUUGACUGAUAUUAUCAAAAUAGGAGUAUUCUCUCGAAUUAAUUUGACUGCAUUUUAAACAAACUCCUUUGGCUGCCAGUGCAGUAAGAUUUGGACAGCCUCCAGAAGCCUUACAAUAAGAUCAUCAAGGUUAAUCUCAAGGAAAUCCAGUUUAAGUGUAGCAUUAGUACGAGGGAAUCAUUGAUGAACCUAAGUGUAUUAAAUGACUUUAAAGAUGAGAUUUUGUAGAUAACAGUGCUCCAUUCAGACUAAAUGGUAUUUACAUUGUUUAUAUAUCAUAAAUAUGUCUAAACUAGGGGUGCAUCAAGUAAGGCUGCUAGAUCGUCAUCACACUUGUUUGAUUGAUCUUCUUGAGAUCACAAUUGUUCAACAUAACUAUGUGAGGAUUUGGCAACAAAUAUUCGUAAGACAUACUUUAAAAGAAUAUUGUUCCCCACUGUUUAGCUUGGCCAUUGUUAGAUCUAACUCUCUCAUUAUGUUCACUCUUUGCCUCUGCUUUACUAACAUACACCUGCUCCUCCUGCUUGCUAUAUGCCGGUCUGUAUUUCUGGAGCAUGACUUGUUGAAGACACAAUAAUCCCCACUAAGAGCUGCAACGUCCUUACUCGUCCCAGAUCUUGUUGCGCUCUGAUCUGAGCUCGUUUUUCUUCUGCUGGCCCUUUUGGAGACAUGUUUAUGUAAAAUGGCACAAAUUGGGCCACCGCCUCCACUAAAUGUGCUAGCUGUACUAUUUGGAAGAAUGAAUAUGUAUUAUAGUCCAUCUGCCCCAAGGUGUGCCUGCCCAGCUGGACAAGGUUUAGUGUGUAAGAUUGUCGGUCCAGCCCUUGACAUGACCUUUGCUCCUCCUCACUGCCAAUACAAGCUGAAAUAAGACCUGUUUUUGGCUCCAUUCACCACAUAGAACACGAGGAACGCAAAAUAUCAGGCAUUACAGUUGUCAUUUAAUGGUAACUGUUUUGUUUUCACAAUCUGGUGAAGCUAAAGUCAUAAUUGACACUGAAAUUGGAUUAAUCCUCCAAUCUUAGCACCAAGGUAUCAGUUUAACACGGGUAAGGUUGAUAUUUAGCCUGUUGAGAGACAUAAGCCAAGUUUGUAUACUGUAUCACUGAUUCAUGGAAGACAGUUUUAUUAGACAAAUGGAUUUGUUUUCAUUUGUUGGCAAUGUGGACAACUUUUCUCAGAGAUCAGGUAGCUACAUCUUCUCAGACAUGUCCCAAUAACAUUUCAAGAGGAGACACUACCAGCAACAACAUCAACUCUCACAGCUCAUUGAAACACAGACAUGACAAAUUAUGAGGAGGUAAUGCUAGAACCACUGAUAUCAGAAUUAGCUGUUGGCCAAAAUGUAAUUUUAAACAUCAGUAUCCUCACUAGCUAUGCAUCCCUAGUUUUGAAACACAAUCUCAUGAAUAAAAACAGUUAUACUACUUCAACAAACAGAAUACUUUAGUUGAUUGCACACUGUAAGUGAGGUGAAUACAUGACAGGCAUAUUAUGAGAGUCCUGUAAAACAUCUUUGCCUACACUGAUGUUUAAAUGUCAUGUUAAGUGAAUUUUACCCUUUGGCUGUAGAUUUAACUCCCCCGUAAUUAUGAGUUACUCAGUCUGCUCUUGAGUGCACUCUGUUGCCCUAAAAAAACACAACUCUUUAGCCCUAGAUUGUGGUGGUUUCAGCAAUAAUGAGGAGCAAUUUCAUUUUGGUGACAGUGAUGCACUGGAUGAUAAAUUUCUCUCAUUUUCAAAUGUGUUAAACAUUUGAGUGAGUAAUGGCCUUUUGUGUGGGAAAUGAAGUGUUGGGCUGCACUGUGUAAAUUCUUUGGUGAUUACUUGGGAAUAUUGAGAAUACAUCAAUCACUUAACUGAUUAACUGGCCUGUGUUCAAGAGUGAGGGGUAGAUUUGGACUCGGGAACAAAAGAGUUGCCAUUUUGUAUUUGUCCUGUCGCCAGAAACACAUGAAUUCCAAUGUGAGUAACAUAAGUGGGGACAAGUCCAGAGAUCUUGGAAACGGAGGAGGCAUUUCUCCGCCUACGGUAGAGACAGCUAAAUGUGUGCAGUGAUUAAGUGUGAAACAAAUUUCCUCAUUGGGACAAUAACAGCAUAUCAAAUUGUGUUGUACGUUGAAGCCAGUGUGAUGUAAUUCGUUUCUCUCCCAUCUGCUCCAAACAGAUAGCCAGCGAUGAACCUCCACCUGAGGCUUGUCCUGCCUUUGUCUCCGUCCAUGGUCAGCAUAGCUGCAGCACCAAGGACAUCAAGAAGCUCGUGAAGGCAGCAGCAGGCAGGUAACACAGAAUCUCCUCCUCUGUAGAUUAACUCUAUCUGUAGAUCCAGAAAAAAAAAUGUUUGAACAGUGUCCUUGUAAAGAUGUAUUUUCUUCUGUUAUCAGUUUAUGAAUCUGUUUGAUUUAUAUGCUUUUUUUGAUACAAAUUACAUUUCCAAAUGUUUGCAGGCCUAAACCAUAUUUGUACAAGAACGAUCACACAUACCCAGGGGCCAACAAAACAGAAGUUCCUGUUGUGAUCCUCUAUGCUGAGAUUGGAACCAAAAAGUUCACCUCCUUUCAUAAGGUGCUGUCCGAGAAAGCUGGAGAAGGCGCACUUGUGUACGUGCUUCGACAUUAUGUAGCAGUAAGUAGAAAUGCUGUUGCAGUCCUUUUGAAGUGAUGCUCUGCUGGUCAAAGGUUAAAAAAUAUUGUUUAAUGUACCUCUCUAGGUAUGAGUCAUCUUGUAAGCUAUCUUGUGCUUUUAUGUGCCAUUCUUUACACACAGUAACUCGGUUCUGCUCUACAGGAUACAGUUUGUGAGAACCUAUAUAAUCUAAACCUGCAGUAUAUCUAUCAAUCUGACAACUAUCAUCCCUGCAGUGAAGCCUUUGGUUAUUCCUCUAUGCCAUAGAAAUACCCUGAUUCAUCUUUGAUUACAUGAUGCCACAAUUGCAGUGAUGUAACAGUUCUUCUUUAUUCCUUAGAGCAUACAGCUUACAAAAGCAGGCGCCGUCAGAAUGACCACUUUGCUUUACUGACAAAUGUUCACAAUUACAGCAACAGAUUCCUCAAAACUAAAGAAUGAGCUGAGAUUCAGGUGCUUUUGAAAGAGUGAAAAGCUUCUUUUUCCCCAAGACGCGGUUAUGUUGUUAGUUGAAGAAAAGCAGAGUGUGGGUGUGAGAGACUCCUGAUUGUGCCUGUAGAAGACCGAGGCAGUGCUUUGAAUCUGAGCGACAUUGGUGUCAAGGUUGAAUGUCAGUGAGUCUACUGCUGUUUGUCAGCUAGUCCAUGUGCUUUGUGUUCCCAGAGGUAAAGCAUGUUACAAAUAAUAACUUUCACUGACUACAUGUUGUAGAAAAAUCCUUCCGUAUAAACAGGCCUCUGUAUGAAGACAUACAUUACAUGGCUGAAAGGAUGUGGACAUCUAACACAGUUCUCACAUGUUGUAUUUUAGGCAGUAUAAUAGGUUGAUAGUGUCUGCUUUUUCCUUUUAUUAUUUUCCUCUGCCAAACUGUGCUGCAGAUAGUCCAAUGGUUGGUUUCACAUGGUGAUGUCAGGCCUGUGUACUGCUGCUCAGCCACUGAAACCCGUGUCAUCAAGCUCCCUGAAACUUCCUCAGGCAGUCUGGAACUUGGAAGUGAAAAGUGCAACUUGCGAGAAAGGGUGAUUUCAGGGAGCCCAUGCAUUCAGCCUCUCGUUUUCUGCAGCUACAUUUACACUUUCUCUAAGCUGGUUCUUUUCAAUGCACAUGGGAGCAAUCAGACCACAAACCUUAUGAACUUAGAGGAAAAAUUACAUCGUAUGAAACUCUAAACUCCUCUCUAUUUCUCCAAUGUUGUCAGUUAGGACUGACAAAAAAUAAAGGCGUUCUUGAUUUAUUUGGUCGCUAAUUAUAGCCAGUAGGGGUGAGAAUCACUGGUGGCCCUACAAUACGAUAUCAUCACGAUACUUGGGCCAUGAUACGAUAUCACUGCGAUUUUUAACAUUUUGCAAUACAUUGAGUAUUGGGUUACAAUAUAUCAUGAUUUAUACAAUUUUUUCAACUGUUUAGCCAAUUUAACAUUUGUCUUUCCUUAUGUUUGUCUUAUUUACGCUGUAUUCUAUUCUCAUGGAGCACGUUAUAUACUGUAUAUUUGUUGUACUAACUUUCUCCGGCUCUAUGAUGUCACCUUUGGACAAACAGUUGAUUUUAUUUUUCCAUUAUCAGAGAUUUCACUUCAUAUUAGCAAUCAAUACUUGGUAAGUGAGACGAUACGAUAUAUCACCAGACAAAAUAUCGUGAUACUAUGCUGUAUAGAUCUUUUUCUCCCACCCCUAAUAGUCAUUAUUGUGUGAAUGGGACUAUCUAAUACUAAUGGGCACUGUACAUAGCAUCUGCUGCCAUCAGUGUCUGAAUAUAAUAUGAAUGAGACUUGCAGAGUAAUAGUGCCAUCAGUCGUCAGAAUACUAAAAGCACUACGUGAGUACAGUUCAUUUCACUCAUUUCAGCUAAAAAAGAAGCGGAUACCUUAUCAUGCCUAAAUUGAUUAUUUUAUACGGCUUCUAACUGGAGGUUUCUGCUUGAGCAGAAUACAGUGAUGUGAGACAGAGAGUCCACAUGAUUCUGGGGAUUUUGUGUAUAGGUAUGUUAAAACAAACUCUGCAAUGCUGUUCAUUUAAGCCAUUACUUUGUCUUCAUCUGUUUGUAGAAACCAAAGGCUCAAAAGAUGCUUUUAUCGGGGUAUGGUGUAGAGUUGGCCAUUAAAAGCACAGAAUAUAAAGCCGUGGACGACACUGAAGUAAAAGGUCAGUUGUUUGCAGUCAGACAUUAAGUGCUGCGCCUCCCUGUGUCCAAGACAAUGAAUCAUACAUAUCUCAACUUUGUAGAUCCAAAAAUGAUGACGAAUGCUGAGGAGGACAUUAACGAUGAAGUCCAAGGAUUCAUUUUUGGAACUUUGAAGUAAGUAGCUUAGCUGCAUCAUGAUAAUGAGCACACAGGCUUUUUAAUGUCUUGUGUUUUUGUGUUGUUGCUGUCGAGCACCCUGUGCUGAGUGUGACUUGAUAAAAAGAAACUUCUUGUCACAUUAAAGCUUUAACUUUCUUAUUCUUUCGUUUGUGCGAAGGAAAUCUCACCCUGAACUCAAGGAACAGCUACUUGAGCUUCGCAAACAUCUGCUGGACAGCACCAAUGACAUGGUCCCACUUAAAGUGUGGGAAAUGCAAGGUGACCAUCAUUUCUUUCACUUCAUCGAUUGUUAACAGUAGAUACAGUCAGACUCUUUAAAUGGUGAUAUGCAGAUUUUUAUUUGCUUUGCUUUAUAUUUAAACAUUUGUGGAAGCAGAUUCUCUUGUUGUAUACUGCUGCUUUAGAAUCAUUUCAAAUCAACCAGUGGGUAAUAGCACAUUUUUUCAUCUGUUCUGAUUAUAUCUCAUUAAUUUAAAUUGCCUAAACUUGAUGUGUAUUCUUUAAUGUGAAAAUGUUACUAAGUUUGUUGUUUGAUUUUCUCAGAUCUAAGUUUCCAGGCAGCUGCCAGAAUCAUGUCUGUGCCAAAGUUUGAUGCCUUGAAGUUAAUGCGAGAUCUCAGUCAGAACUUUCCAAGCAAAGCCAGGUAAGAAAAAUGUAUCUCAUUUUCUUUUUCUGGCUGACUGGCUUGCGCAUUUGGUCCCUUUCCAAAACCCAUAUUGUCUGGAGCCAUACUGUGUGCAGCAAUGUGUGAAUGAGGCAGAGCGAAUGCGGUUAUCUUAAUACAUGUGGAAAUCUAAAUAUCAGAAUGUGUCUUUGUAAACCCAUUUGUAUGAGCAUUACCCACAAUAAGUACAUCCUCAAUACGGAGGUCUUAUCAGCUUUUUGAUAUGUGCUCGGCUCAGGCAGUUUGUAAUAACAUCAAAAAGUGCUGAGUAAGAGCCUGAUGUUUACAGGGAAUUGACUGAAAAAGCACCGUCUUGAGGGCCCACAGGUUUUCGGAGAUUAAAACUGGCAUUUUACUGCCAGCUGGGGACGCGGUAAAAGCUGAUGGUGACUGUACAUGUUUUACUGUUCCCACAGAUCACUGACAAGAGUGGCCGUAAAACAGGAAAUGAGAAAAGAAAUUGAGGAGAACCAAAAGGUGCGGUAUCAUAAGCAGCCUUUCCACAUGAUAGUGCAGCAAGUUUCCUCCGAUAAAAACCCAAACCACAAUGACUUUUACUCCUGAGAACAAGUUUCCACUUUGUAUCAGGAAUAAAUCCCAUAACAAGACAAGAUAUAUUUGAUUCUUACUUCUCUCGUUAUAUCUGUGCAGACUUAAUACCUGUUUUUUCUUACUGCUGUAGCCCUUGUACAUAUCCUUUUAAAGAUGAAAUCACUCAUUUAGAGGUUUUGAUAAUUGACUGACACUUAAAAGCUUGCUCUUCCAGCGUCUUAGUGAGACCAUUGGUGUUCACCCUGGAGACGGGGAGCUCUUCAUCAACGGACUGCACAUUGAUCUGGACACUCACAACCCUUUUAGGUAGGAACCCAGCAGGAGGGAGCAGUGGUCUGUCUGAGCUCUCUACAGGAAGCCACAUACCUACUUCUAUGUUCAGAAAAAAAAACCUGUUGCAAGAGUUUGUUGCACUGCAAAACUAUUUCCACACAGUCUGUAUGAAAUAAUAACCUGUGGUUUUUUGUUACAGUAUUUUAGACAUUCUCAGAGGAGAGGCUAGGGUCUUGGAGGGGCUCCAUAACCUGGGCAUUAAAGGGGAACACCAGGGCAAGCUGCUGAGGCUCCCUGUGAGCACUGUGGAUGACAGCUAUGCCUUAGAUAUUCGACAUCCCGCCAUAAUGGUGAGCUCCGUCAACAAACACCAAUCUCUAACACUGCAGGUGUUCUUGCUCUUUGUGUGCUCACACCAGGGUGUAAAUUGGUGAAUCAGUCAUCCAGCUACAGUCUCGAGGUUGCCAGACUAACUUCAGUUAUUAAUUGGGAGGAUAGCCAAGGAGAGCAAUCAAAUUAAAAACUCUCAAAUUUCAUUUCAGAGCCUGCAGUCAUUUUAAUUGUUUAGCUUUUCCGAAAAAGCCACAUUCAGCCGCAAGGUCUGUCAUUUCAGUGCGUAUCCUCCCUCAUGGAAACAUUUGUGCAUUGCAGAACACACACAUACACAUUGAUUUGUAAAGACAAAUACAUGUAAAGGUCAAACACUGGCACUGUGAGGAGGCUUGUAUGAUUCCUUCCUCCGCUGUUGGUGCCAGGUUGGCCAGCAAUGUUGGGUCCAUUUACUAAUGUGGUACUAGUCAUUUAUCAUUAAUAGCCAGAACUAAUGGUUGUCCAUGUGUUACAUGUGAUGCAUACUGAAUGAUGAGCAUACCUGGUUCAGCUUAUGUCUUCUCAGUACUACAUAGUGUUUAAUAAGAGCUUUAUUGUUACAAUUUCAUGUGUAAUGUAAGCUCUGUACAGUACCAGUUGAAUGAAAGAAACUUGUUUUACCUAUAUGAUAAUUAUGUUUCAUGGUACAGUGUUUGGGGGCUUUUUUCAAACAACAGGGUAUGCUUGUCACUUUAAAAGACACACUGUUGUACUGUUUUUGCAGUCAUACCCAAAAAUCUAGUGAUGCCAGGCAGCAACAUUUAUGAGCAGAGAUUUUGAGCUUGAAUGUAUGGGUGAGGUUGCUGUUUUAGUUUGCAGAUACAGCGGUGAUAGAGUGAGGUAUUUUUAGACCCCUGUAAAGCAUUUGCUAUCAAGAGUAAACCAUGCUCUGCUUCUUUGUGGCUUAAGUCUAUCAUCCUCUCUGUUGGUUUUCAUUCAACAAAACCCUCAGAUAUAGCUACCUGUUACAUACAUAAAUCAAAAACUUCAAACGAAAAACAACAAUUUUGUUAAAUGAAAAAUAUGAAAUGAAAUGCAAAAACAUCUCACAGCCAAAAAUAAAUAUUAUGAAACAAAUAUACCAUUGAGAUUGUUUAUUUGAUCAAAUAUACAUAUAGAACAAUUUUAAACAAGGAAUUACCUAUUUUUUUUGGAGAUCGAAAAGGAGUAGGUUUAAGCUAUUUAGCUUAUAUGUACCUACAUAGCUACCUGUCAAAACCUCUUCAGAAAUAAAGAGAGAAAAUACAGAAAAUGUCACUGGUCAGACUAUAUUCACAUUUCUAAAUUGGUCCUAUUUUUGUUCUUUACUCUUCCAGUGGGUAAAUGACAUCGAAAAUGACCCAGCAUACCGCAGCUGGCCGGGGGGUGUCCAAGAACUCCUCAGGGCCACCUUUCCUGGAGUCAUCCGGCAGAUCAGGCGCAAUUUCUUUAACCUGGUGAGUAGCUUAAAGGACAGAGAUGCUGAGAGAAAAUGUCAUUGAAUUGGUGUUAAGUUGUAGAUCAAUUGCUCAUUUGCUUUUCUUAUCUGGACACUGUGAAAACUCUCUGGAUGUAUUGGAUUCAUCUCUGCAAGACUCUAAUUAGUUAAUUAGUUCGUUCAGACACAUUUAGAGGAGAAUACUAAGUACUCGUUAGAUUUACUAAAUGUCUCUCAUUAUCAGACUGGCUUGGGCUGGAUUAUUGUUGGAUUUUCUAAACAGGAUGAUGUCUGAUUACUGCAGCAAAACAAGUAUUUGUAGAUGUGUUAUGAUUCAGAUUUGAUGAUGAUCCCUUUUUUCGUGGUUAGGUUCUGUUCCUGGAUCCGACCCAAGAAGAAAGUGUUGAGCUGGUGAAACUAGCAGAGCUUUUCUACAAGCAUAAGAUCCCCCUGAGGUUGGUGCUGUUAUUUCUCACACCUCCAACACUGUUUAUACAGUAGACGCUUGGCAUUUAGAAUCUUUACCAGGUAGUGAUUCUCAUUUCACCAGCAAAUUGAAUACUUGUUUUUGCUCCCUUCCUAUAGAAUUGGAUUUGUGUUUGUUGUCAACACCAAAGAUGAGAUUGAUGGCUUCUCCGACGCAGGAGUUGGAUUUUACCGGCUUUUGAAUUACAUUGCAGACGAGUACGAUUUAUCCCAGGCUCUGAUGUCCAUGUUCUCUGUAAGUAUGUCAUAUGCUUAUAUAAAUGUGUUUUUUUAAGUACACAUUUCUCGGGGUAAUCACGGCACACCCCCCUUUGUAAGCUUCUGUCUGUUUUUGCCUCAGAAGUCAGUUGUUUUAUUGUACCUUGUUUUAUCCCAUGGUUUUAGACAUUAUUGGACAAGAGGACUCAGUGGGAUUUUGCCUCAGCUAUCACUUGUUUCAAACAGUGUUGGAAUUUAUUGACAGUAGCAGGCUUCUGAAGACAGUGAUAGCCAAAUCUGAUCUGACUUACCUCUCUCCCACAGUUGUACAACAAAGUAGACACUGGGGAGCUGCUGUCUGUAGAAACAAUCUCAGCUUACCUGAAGAACAAAUUCCCUAAAGCUAGCGCUGAAAGGAUUCUAGGAGUAAAAUCCGAGUAUGAUGAUACAAGAAAAGUAAGUCAGUACAAAUUUUCCUUAUCACUUUUGCUGUUACUUACAAAACUGCAUGAACAGCCUCAUUCAUUGUUCUGUGUGCUCCAGGAAGGUGCCCUUUUCUACAAAAAGAGCGGCUUGGGUCCUCUACCUCUGGCUUUAUUUAAUGGAGUUCCUCUGAGCUCAGAUGAGAUGGACCCGGAUGAACUGGAAACAAUCAUUCUUCAGCGCAUAAUGGACACCACAACAAGCUUCCAGAGAGCUGUCUUUAUGGUAUGAAGUGUCUGCAUGGAAAGGAGUCGAUUUUUCAUCCAUUCAUCUUUAUUCCUCUCUGGCCCUCAAUGUUUUUUGUUUGCAGGCACAUUCUCACUCCUGUAAAGUAUUUAGAUUAACUCAAGACUCAAUGAUUCCUUAUGGAUCAAGGUUCUUAGCAACAUCCCUUUUGUCUGUGUUUAUCUUUUGCAUACAGGGUCAGGUGACUGAGAACUCAGAUGUAGUAGACUACCUGAUGGAGCAGGCCAAUGUGGUCCCCAGGAUGAACCCUCUGAUUCUGAGCACUAACCGACACUACCUCGACUUCACUGCCACCCCAGGUAACCUCAGUUACCGAUCUUGAGCCUCUCAUCAUUUAUUUACCAUCUAUACUUUCCUUCACUUCUUCCCUCUUGCCCUGCAGUUGUGGAUGAUUGGGAGGACACCACUAUGUUUUCAUUCAUGGACUCCAGGGACAAAACUGCUGUGAUGGCCAAGAGAAUGAAAUACUUCACAAACAGCGGUAAGAAGUCUUUGAUUAGCUUUUACCCCUAACAGAGUUUCACAUGAAUAACACAAUUUCAUUUUCAGGAGCUUAGUGAAAUUCAACACAACUCCAUGAAGUAAGUUUCUGUGUAUUGUCGUCCUAAGCAGGAAUGUGUAAGAGAAGCGAUAUCUAAAUGAAAAUGAUUUCUGCACAGCUUUACAGAUCUGUGAAAGUGUGAAACUCUCGUUUGUUAAGGAAGGCUGCCUCUAGAACCUUAAUUGCUAGUUCUGCUGCCUGGCUCUGAGCCAACAGUCUGAAUGGUCGUCAGAGCUGCAUUUCACUGCGCAGGCCAGGAGUGUAGCUGUCUCAGUGAGGCUGAGGAGGCUGAUUGCCAUCCUCCCUCUGUGGACUGGCUGACCGGAUGACUGCCUGCUUUUCUGACUGCCUGCUUUUCCGACUGACUUACUGACUGACUGGAGGGAGUAUAACGAUGACAGGUUGCACAAGUCUGCACUAAUAUAGUGAGUGCUCUGCCAGAUGUCUCUCUUCCUUCUCCCACACAAAAUGAAUAUGCACCGCAACAACUGUACUGCAUCUCCUCAAUCUCGUGUGGUUGUCUGUGUGCGAUCGGGAGCUAACCCUUUAGCAGCUUCUGCUAAAUGCCACAUAAGCACGAAGGUUGACGUUGACAUUAAAAAAUGCUUAAAAUACAUUUGCCCUUCAGUGGUUCUCACAUUAUAAUACACUUUACUGCACCAGUGCCAGGAAACUACAGCAACAGCAGUACGAACUGGUCAGGAGGAGGAAUGUCCCCAUCAGCUUUUUCGGGCCCUGAUGAGUAUCUGCAGAUACCAAGCCCUUAUCCGAUACUUGUAAUUGCCUAUUUAACGGAGCUGCACAUUGUUAUUUUUUGCUUACAUAAGUAACCAAAGUAAACAAGUCCAAGAGAAGAUGGCUUACUGUGUGCAUGCAGUACUGCACGCUUGAACUCAAACGUUGAGGAACCAAUCUAAGGUGCAGUGAGGCACGGCAAUGACAUCGACAAGUGUCAGACCACCAAAUGUUUCAGAAGUAACAGCUGUCACACGAUGCCUUAAAUCCUCUUGUCUGUUGUUGUGAACUUUGCUGCACAGUACUGGCAAGGCAGUGUCUGAAAUGUAAAUUUGGGCAGCAGACACAGUGGAUCUAGCAGCCUUGGCUGGCAUAACUUCUGAAUAUGGGAUGUAGGGCUGGGCGAUAAACUGAAAAUUUACAGAUAUCGAAAUUUAUGACAAUAACCAACAUCAUUUUGCCCAUAUCGGUAUAUAAAAGUUGGUUUUGGAUGUGUGUAGGUAGAUUAUGGGCUCAUGUCCCUUUAAGAUGCUGUCCUACGUCACAGACCUGACUCCACCCCAUCUAGUCCAUAACAAAGAGGGAAAGGGCGGCAGUAGCUCAGGAGGUAGAGCAGUCGUCCAAUAAGGUUGGCGGUUCGAUUCCCCCCUAAUCCAAGUCUGUCCGUUGUGUUCUUGGGCAAGACACUUAACCCACCUUGCUCCCAGUGUGUGUCCUCGACUGGUGUAUGAUUGUGAGUGUUGUGUGGUGGUGGUCGGAGAGGCCGUAGGCGCAGAAUGGCAGCCACGUUUCCACCACCACCAAAGUGUGACUGUGUGAGCGAAUGAAUGAUGUAUCCAAUGUAAAGCGCUUUGAGGGUCUCUGAUAAAGCGCUAUAUGAAAUCUGAUGCAUUAUUAUUAUUAUUAUAAAGACAGGUGAGGAGAUGGAGGACUGUUCAUAAGUUGUAGCGGCUGAAGUAGACAAAGUUAAAGUGGGAGGAGGUGAGCAGCUUGUGGAGUAGUUAACGCCAUUUAUCAUUAUCGAGGUGAACCGCUCAAUAUAUCGUGAUAUUGAUUUGAGGCUGUAUCGCCCAGCCCUAACAGGAUGCUUGUUGCAUCCCCCUGUUUAUGAUAUUUAUGCUAAUCUACAGUUUGUUGCUUCAACCCAGUAGCUUUUUCUUCUGUUGUACCAUUUCCUGUUACAUGUUAAGCAUUUAAGAUCAAAUCGGUGGUAUUGAACGCAGCUUGACUGCUGCCAUCUCAGGAAACAAUUGUAUUGCAUCUAUUCCAAGUUGCUAUUGGACUGUUUUUGUUUCCUAGUGAGAAAUGUUUGACACUGCUUGCCAGCCAGCUUGUCUCCUGCUUCAAAUUGUGCUCAGUUAACAGGAGCUGACAUGAGUAAUUGGGGUGAGAUGACUUGCUCAACUUCUUGAUUCCACAUCAGUGAAAAAAAGCCCAGAUGUACUCAGAACUCUAUUUGAACAUGGCUGCUAAACUUAAAUGCAAUGGGAAAUGCACACUAUGCAUUAAGUUUGGUAACUGGUUAUUACCUUUUUCCUUUAGGUGAGGAUGGAGUAAGUGCUGUGACCAUCUGGAUAGUUGGUGAUUUUGAGAAAGUGUCUGGAAGGAAACUUCUGCUGAAUGCUCUGAAACAUGUGGUGAGUGUCAUCAACUCAUUUUCCUGUUCACCUUCUACCACCUUUUAAACAUUCAAAUCUAAAAGUUCUAUCUCCUUAUUGAGAUGUCUCUGGUGUCUCUCGCUGAGCAUCAUUUGCCAAACCAUCAAUCCUGAUCUCACUGCAAUGAAAAUGUUUGAGAAAGCAAACAGCAGUCAAAGAUUUUUUAUGUAGUCUUGGUGAGAUUGCAAAAGCCUUGAAUCCUAAAAAAGGAUGGAUAUUGACUCAAAUGUAGUGGCUGUAAAUCUGCACCUCCCUUACAAACAGGAGAGAUAUGGUUUGUAGGGAUAAUAUUUAACUGAAAAGGCCUUUUUGACUUGAAACUAAGGACUAAAUAUACUUUCAAAAUGCACUCAGAAAAAUCUUGUGGAUAGAGAUUAAUUAGGUGAAGCCAGCAGGUUUGUGUUUGUCAUGAAAAAAUCCUGAUAGUAAUCUAAUAUGAGAAGAAGAAACGUAUACCCCCGUCUUUAAAGCAGUCCAUACUUUGUCUUCCCAGUUUUCUCCUUCAGUGAUAGCUGCGAUCUCUGGAAAUAUGAGAAUGUGUACCGUUUUGUGAAUCACUGCUGUGUUUUUGUGUGUGCCUGCGAGCAGAAGGCUAGCCCUGGAGUGCGCGUGGGGGUGAUAGAUAACCCCAGCGGAAAGCCCACUGAAGAUAACACCGUGCUGUACAGGGCUAUCUGGGCUGCUCUCCUCACCCAGAAGAACAAGGCUGCAGCAGAGUUUGUGCAAAAACUGCUGAAAGAGGAGAGCAGCCUGCUACUCCAACAAGGGACCAAGAUGAAGGAUUUACUGAUGCAGGUAAAUGAGUUCCUAGUAUUCGAUCAGAUAGUUCCUGGCUCUGAGCAAAGAGUCGGCAUAUUUUUUUUUCUUAUUUGGGAACCUAAGUAACACUACCCACAUUAACAAUCACAUUGCAAUCAGAUCCACAAACCACCUUUUCUGCAGCGCUAAUGCUCUGUAACAUAAGUCUAAUGCAACGUAGAUAGUCACACGUUUAUAUUGUAUUGGAUUUAAAUCAGCCAUGUUCGUCCUGAUGCCUGACAGGAACUGUUAACACGAUCAUCAUUACAAGUGGAACAUGCGGAAUUUAGAUUGUCGCACCACCAGCCACCACAAUUUGCUGAACUGCGUCAGCGCCUGAAGCAGUAGACACAGAACUGUUCAGUGGGUGCUGAUUAGAAAAUGUUGAAUUACUUUCUGCUGUGUUAAACACAUGAAUGCCUCUGAGCUGAGGUUGUAAAAUCUCAUCUUUUGUUGCUUCUGACAUGAAAGGGAGACAACAGGAAAGACACAAUCAGCAAAAUAAGUUGUAAACAAGGACAUAUUGGAACAAAACAAACUAAUGUCUGAGUGACACAGACCAUUAAGAUGGAUGUAGUUUUAUCUGGUUGAACCAUCCUCUGUAGUUCUGUAGUUUUGUAUUAUAAUAUUAUAAAUAAAAAAUCAUAAUUACUUUCUUGGUAAAGUAAUUAGAGCUAAAAUACACCAAUGAAAAUGUCUGUUUCAAGCCAGACUGGUAUAGGAAGAACACCUGAGGUACUUUAUCACAUUGAUGCAAAGUCCCAUAAAUCCAAUAGUGCCAUAAAGCAGUCCUCACUGAUUUGCAACACCGCCUGCCAUAGACUUAUACAACCAGAUAUAUUAAAGAGAUAGCCACCUGAAUGUAAACAGUAUUGCUAAAAGCUGUUUGAUGUAUUCCAGUGGUAUAUAGCCUUACAUAAUCCAGUCUUAAACAAUAUGUAGAGCAACAGUGCGAGUGUUUACUGUAAGUGUGUGGUAAAAGAUUGGUACCCUGUGUAAUGUCGGUAAAAAGGUAUCUGUGUAAAAUCGAGGAAAUAUGACUGAAAACUGUAGGAAGUGAGGAAAGUAUGAAGCAGAACUGAUUUGUAGGAGUGCACACAAGGAAAACAAAGGUUGGAUGUAACCGCUCUCAGAGAUCUGUCUGCUGCUGCUUUCCUGAUUUAAGUGCACAGUUGAAGAAAAUUGUGAUUGAUGAGGCCAUCUUCUCCUUCCUCUCCUCAACACCGGCUAACAGAAUACAUUUAGAGCACGCAUGAUGCUCCACAGCCUGUGGAUGCCAAGGCAGGCAGCCUCCUCACUGUCAGUUCCACUUGAUCUCUCACAGGGGGCCAGCACAAGGCGGGCUCCACCCGCUGAAUCUUGAACUAUAAGAUGCCGGUGAAUACCUGGUCUCCAUGACCUGAUGAAUGGCCGAGCUCCGGCUCCUGCUCACUGCUCAUGGUUGUGUGAGCCUCCUAUGUUCAGCUGAGCCUGACCAUCACUCUGCUGCAGUAAGCAGUGUGUUCAUUCUCCAUGUUAUAGUGUAUAGUGCAGCAUCCACCCACACAGCAUUACACCGAAAGAAAGAAAAAAAAAAACCCAGGCGCUCAUCAACAAAUCAGCUGACAAGAGAGCUUAUAUCUCCCCAUCAGGAAUAAGUCAGAGAGCAAGGGUUACAUUUGGGACCAACCAUAACAAACUGCCCUUCAAUUAUAGCAGCCUUUAACAAUGGGAAGAGAAUGGGCUGGGAAUAGAAGCAGAAAGAUAGGUAGGGGUGGCUGUGUGAGCUGAGACACAGAGUCAAGGGAUAUGAGUUUAUUAUUGGCUGCCAGACAGACUUGCUGACUGGAUUGUGCUGACAUUAUUGGUAUUUCACCUGUUCUCCUGAGGAGAGAUGUUGGAGAAACUAAUAACCUGACUCCACAAACCCUCCACACUCCCACACCUAAUUUGUUAUAGACAAAAAAUGGCAGAGGCUUAAUUAAGAGUUUGUUAAAUUAAUUACAAAUUGAUUAAUCUCAUUUUCACGCAUGCACAUUUUUUACAGCCUGGUCCUCUGGCUGAAAUAUAUUUUAUGUUUGAAAGCUGCAGUGAUUUUGCUGAUGCGAGGCAUCAAUGCUAUCGUGAAUAAUUUUCCGUUUGCCUCGCAUUCAUCAUUUCUUCCGCCGAUGCAUCAUUUUGGUUUGGUUUUGGACAAGCUGUAAAGGGAAAAAGGUCCUUGAGCUGGCCUAUUGGAUCUUAAACAGAGAAGUGUGUGAUGUACUGCAAGCCAACAAUGCAAUCAAUUUAUCUAACAGCCAAACUUUUGUUAUUCUGCUCCAGGGCAUGGACGAAGAUGCCUUUGAGAAAAAGUUUAACACAAUGGAAGUGGACUUCAUCCGCAGUCAGCAGCUGUACUGCCGAGAAGUCCUGAAGUUGAGACCUGGACAGCGGGCAGUGAUAAGCAACGGCAGGGUGAGUGAACUUCAACUCCAGCUCAGUUCAACAAGCAUUUUAUCACUUUUCUCAGAAUACAUUUCUGCAGCAUAAGUCAAACACCACAUUAUAAGUUAUAGAAAAAAGAUGAAGGAUUGAUUAAUCUUGCUGUUAAUACUUCACUGCUGUAGAGUAAGAUCCUUCAGGCAGCUGCACUUUCAUGACUUUUCCAAGUGCUGCUUCCUUUGUACUGUCAAAUCAGCAUGUCUGUUCCUUCAAAGGUUACAGGGGUCACAAUCUGCCUGUGUGUUUGUUUAUGUGUACCGUGCUGAUGUCACAGCGUCAGUGAUGCUGACAGGCACACAUGAAGAGGCCAACCCUGUGAGAUGGCAGCAACAAUUAGUAUCACUUCACACUCCUCUGCUGCACUGCCAACAAACAAAGAAAGGAAACACAGGCCCGACGCUGACUACUCUGACUCUCAGUGGCAAAAAAGUGUUACUUUAACUUUUCAUUUAACACCCUCUAAUGCUGUAGUAAAUGAAGCGUGGGAUGGAAACGAGCAAAGUUGUCUUCUGACUGUAUUAUUUUCUUCUUGUUAGAUCCUUGGUCCAUUUGAAGAGCAGGAAGAAUUCAGUGUGGAUGAUUUCCACUUGCUGGAGAAGAUUACAUUUAACGGUGCUGCAGAGAAAGUCAAAGCCAGUGUUAAACAGAUGGGGCUGAAGCCAAAGCUGUAAGUUUGCACUUUUCUGCCUUGCUGUGUGAAGAGGAGUCUUCUCCCUCUUUCUUUAGUUGUCUGUGUCGACGAUUUAAACAUCCCUCUGUUUUUUUAUAGAAUAUUUUUCCUUCUUGAGUUUGUCACAAAGUUUGUGAAGUAUGAAAGAGGAUUAGGGCCACAUGAAGAGAAAAGAUAUAAUUACAGGAAGGAGAUUAAAGUCAAAAUUUAGCAAUUAAGAAAUUGAAAUUAUGUAAAUAAAGCCAAAAUUUCAAGAUAAAAGAUGAAAUUUCGACAUUAAUGUUGACAUGAAUAAAGUCGAAAUUUCGUAAAACAAAUCAAAAUUUCGAUAUUGAAGUUGAAAUUACGCGAUGAAAGUUGUUGCAAAUGAAGACGAAAUUUCAUGAAUUAAAUCGAAAUCUGGAGAUCACAAAAUGUUGAAAUGUCAUGAAUAAUGUCAAAAUUUCCAGAUUAAAACAAUUGAAAUUUUGAGAUUGAAGUUGAAAUUUCGACAUUAAAGUCAACAUGAAUAAAGUCAAAAUUUCGUGAAUUAAAUUGAAAUUUCGAGAUUAAAGUCGAAAUUACAAGAUUCAAGUUGUUGCAAAUAAGGACGAAAUUUCAUGAAUAAAGUCAUAAUGUUGAGAUUAAUAAUAAUAAAUCAACAGUGUUGUCCCUCGACAACAUGUUUUUUGUAGAACAUUUUGUAAAGCUGUACCGUAGAAUUGGAUUUAGUAACAGGGAAAUCGUUGCUCUUUUAGCACACAAACAGAGUUUGGUCAUAAAUAUUUGGACUCUGAAAAGACUGUAACGAAGAUAACGACUUUACAGAAGAAAAAAACAGACAAACUUGGAGGAGGUUGCUGCCUUCGUGCAAAAUGCAAUUUUUUUUAUCUUGAUUUUUUUUUUUCAAUUUUGACUUAAAUCUCGAUAUUUCAACUUUAAUCACAAAAUUGAAAUUAAAAAAAUCUCCCUCCUGUAAUUAUUUUCCUCUCUUCUUGUGCCCCUUAUCCUGUUUUGUAGUUAAGAUAACAUACCUCUCAUUUCCUCUUGGGAGAAAAAAAAAAACAAUCCAUAUGUGUGCGAUGUGAAGUGAUCUAUGAUUUAGAAAAUGUCAGUGAGAAGGUUCAUUCAUCAUUAAUGAUUUAUGAGGCUGCCUUGUUAACAGGUUGACAUCAUAUUAUUUGAGCUCUGUUUGACAUGUCUCUGAACACGUCGCGUUAAUAAAUGAUGGACUGACCCUGCUAUGCCUCGUUUCCUUUAGCGCCAGUGACUUAGUCAUGAAAGUCGAUGCCCUCCUCACAGCAGCCCCCAAAGGAGAGGUCAGGAGAGAUGUCAGCUUUAUCAAAGACAGCCACAGGUGGGCAACAGUUUUCCUCUCUGUUUACUGGCCUUUUGACUCUACAGUCUCUCAGGGAAGUGUUUUUAAUUCUCCUUUUUUUUUAUAACGGAUCCAAAAAAUUGCCACGCCAUCAUUUCAAGCCGACCGGAAAGGCGAAUCUUUUUGAUAUACGGUUUUGCUGAAUAAGCUUUGUAUAACCUUGUGUUGCUGAAUCUGCUUUGUGUGCGACGUCCUCCUUCACAGUGUGCUCCAUCUCUCUCCGCGGGAGAAUGAGGUGUUCUAUGAUGUUGUGGCCGUCGUUGACCCGCUCACAAGGGAGGCACAGAAGAUGUCCUCUCUGCUGAUUGUAAGCUGUUUUCCCCCACUUCCUAUUCUUCUCAUCUCUGUCCAUUGAUUCCUCGCACAGCAGAGACACUUUAAAUUCACUCGCACUGAAAAGAGGGCUACAAAGCUUUUGAUGAGUCACGGUUAUAUAUAUUCUCGAGUGUGCAAAGCUUGUGUUAAGAUUGAUAUUCUACCUUCUACACUUCAAAAGUAUUUAUUGAGCCAUUAAAGUUGAUCAGGAAGUGGAAAAAGUUCUUACUUUUUGUUAUGGAUUCUUAGAGAGCAAUAACAAGUUUGCUGCUUAGUGUUUAAACAGAUGAGGUCCUUUAGGGACUGUUUCCUCAAUGAAUGUACACAGUUCUAUUGAAUUAGCCAUUAGCUGUUUGCUGUGUCUUUCUGGAAACUUCCUUUGGUGGAGGUUCGGUCUCAGGUGAAUGACUCAGACAGUCAGUGAGACAGCCACCUUUUCAGUGGUGGACUGCAGCUCCACCAAGAAAUAUUAUAUGAGGCAGUUUGAUACACUCAAAACAACUUACCAAGGUUGUUUUUUUUAAUCAUUUUUACAUUUCAUAUCUUAAGGGAAAUAGUGGUAAGAGGUUUCAUUAUUUAAGAGCCAUCUAAAAUUCAGGAAAAUAAAAGUAAUAGAAAGUGGAACAGGAAGAUACACUCGAUCCUUUUCGUUCAUAAAAAGACUCUUGUUUGUCCGUUACCUCUCUGGUGGCCUCGAGGUCUACUUUGCUCCAGAUUUCUAAUUGGGUCUUGUCUUCUAUGACCCCUGCAGGUGCUCAGUCAAGUGGUCAAUGUGAGACUGCAGGUGUUUAUGAAUUGCAGGGCCAAGUUGUCCGAGAUGCCCCUCAAGAGGUAAGCUGCAGUUCCAGCAGUAAUUAAAUUUCCCUGUUUGGCUUGUUUGUGUAUCCUCCGACCACUUCGCCUCGCCUCCUUUCCUUUGUAAGAUUAUACUGCGCAGAUUCAAUCUGCUUAAUAACACCACCUUAUUGCUUUGGGCCUCCCCUCCCAUCUCCGGGCAAAUUGCUUACAGCUUGCACUACUGCUGUGGUUCACGGCAUGCUGUAAAAACAACAAAAUGAAAAAGAAAACACAAAAAAACAAAACAAAUGAAAGGUUGAAAUAGUUCAUUAUCAUUUGCGCUGCUUAGUGUUUGUUAGUCAUCAUGUAAUUUCUUUUUUAAUUUGUUCUGUAAUGGGUUGAGUUGUUUGUAGUUUGGCUCUUCUGGAUGCUGUCUUUUCCAGUGCCUCAUGGCAGAACUCUUUCUGGGAGCUCAGCUUCAAUUUGGAGGGAGAGUUUGCAGUUUGACUUUUAUUGACCAGCCUGAAUUGUCAUGAUGGAAAUAACUCUGAGCACUUCAAAGCACCCCCUCCUCAACUCAACACACGUCCUCUUCCCUUGAGCGACAGUUGCUUAUAAUCGACACAAAUAGAUGCGUGAUAUUUUCACAUUACAGAUAAGUAGAUGUCCGCCUUCAAAGCUGCUACAAGCUGGUCCACUCAUCCAGAAUGCAGCGAUGCACAAACAUUUAAUCUCACUAGCUUCUGUGGCAGAGAUAGUUUGUGUUUCUGGUUGCUUUGCUAAACACCAUGUUUUAAAUGUGACUGUUGAAAUUAACCUACAAGGGCAGAGGACAGACUAUUAAAGGUCUGAUUAAGAUUAUAAAGGCUGGGUCACUGGAUUAGGGCUGAUAAAUCCUAGUCGACUGGUCGACUUAUUGUUCGAUGUGUGCUGAGUCGACCAAAAUUCUUAUUGGUCGACUCAAUUUUUUUCCACGUCAGUUUACAGUCUAUAGUUAAUGUCAUCAGUAGGAACGUACCAAGUGCUAAUGGGGGUGUUUUCAGAGCACCCCCAUUUCACAAGUAACAGCCUUUCUCAGAACACCCCCUUGUUUUCACCAUUUUGGAUUCGCCCAACCCACUGGUGACAGGAAGAUUUAACAGUGUCCACAUUCAUCAACGUUCGGUGGUUUGUUAAAUAUUUAUUUAUAUUUUGAGCAUUUCAACUUUCAUUAUGUUUAAUUGCCUUCUUGUGCUGAUAUCAGUAUAUUUUCACGCCAAGCCGCGUGGGUUUUAGAUGACCAAGAAUUUCUUCAGUUGAUUACAGCCCUACACUAGACUAUCAGAAUGUUUCACUUUGAGGAAUAAAUGAGCUUUUUAAAAACAAAAUAUGUACAUAGCCAGUUGUAACCAUAAAUCAAAUCCACUUGUUUGAUAGCAACAGAUUUGGUAACCCUAGAGCCAAGCCCCCCUGGAUACACUUCUGUCAGUGGACACACACACAAUCUUUUCAGUGUCACUGGAUUUAUUCAAUUCAAUUGAUACUUCUCAGAGCAGCAGGAGGGACCACAGGGCUGCUCGUCCUCUAUCUCUCACUUUUCUUCUUGUGGACACUCAGUCAUCUCACAAACAAACGUAUCAAGUGAGGACCCCCUUGUGUACUGAUAUUCUCCUCCUUAACUACAACCUCUCCUUCUUACAUUCCCGGGCUUUGAUAACAGCUCCCAUCUCACACUGGAGCAAACAGCCUCUCUGUAGCUGCACUGCUCUGGUUCACUCUAACACUGCUGUUGUGGCAUGGAUUAACUUUAAAGACUUUUAAUGCAAAUAAGAAAUGCAACGAUACACCUUUGAAUAAAAAGAAAGCAUCAGCACAAGAAUCAGCGUUGGUUAUCAGCACUCAUAUGACUCCUCUGUGCUGAUGAAAAGGAAUCAGUGAGCCCAGAAUACAUGUACUGGCAGAGAAAAGGAAGAUUUCUGGUGCACAGACUAUCACAUAUGUUUCUGUUAUUGGCGGAGCAGGAACACUGUCAGUAACAGUAUUAGGUUCCUCACUUUGAGGAGAUCCUAUAUACUGAGCUGUCACAACAGCGCAUAUCUCCCCUGUCCUAGAAAAUAAGACUGUUGCACAACAUGUCAUGAUUUCAGUGCAUGCUGUGGAGGACUUUGCCUUUGUUGGUCUAAAUUGUCAACUCAGUAUACUGGCAAAAGUCCUGGAUAUUCACCCAUUUAGUGCUUCUGCUCUCCACUCUGUCAGAUUUGAUGUUAACGGGCAAUUAACGAGGGAGCAGUUUAAUUUGGUUCGUCUCUUCUUGUCUUUUCACAGCUUUUACCGCUUUGUCUUGGAGUCCGAUGUGAAUUUCUUGGCAAACGACACAGUUUCUCCAGGACCAGUUGCCCGCUUCACGGAGCUCCCAGAAUCCCCCCUUCUCACCUUGAAUAUGAUCACACCAGAGAGCUGGAUGGUGCAGGCUGUCCGCAGCCCCCAUGACUUGGAUAACAUCCACUUGCAGGAGGUAACCUGCUCCUUAGUCAUUCCCCUCCAGCACUCUUUGCACUCUGGCCCCUUUAAGCGCAGCCGAGGUGCUCUCUAUUAAUCACUCCCUUGUUGCUGAGUUUUUGCACAUCCUCUUUGUAAUGUGCUUGUUCUCUCCAGGUGAGCGGGGUCGUGACAGCUGAGUAUGAGCUGGAGUACCUCUUGCUGGAGGGUCACUGUUUUGACCUGUCAACUGGGCAGCCUCCCCGUGGACUGCAGUUUACCCUGGGCAUGAGUCGGGACCCGCUCAUGUAUGACACAAUCGUCAUGGCGAACCUGGUCAGCAGCUUUUUAUGCUUAAUACUAGAGUUAGCAAAGUUUAUGAACAAUGGAUACAAACCUGUUAUUGUUACUUUUUUAAAUCAGGUUUGACUGCAUAUAAAGAUGGACAAUGUGUUUCCUCCUUCUCUUACUGUACAAAAGUGACACCAAAAUACUCAGAUAAAAUGGUAGCACCAAUCAGUUUAAAGCUGAUACUGAAAGUUAAGUGACUCUCAUGAAAGUAUUUGAUUUCCUCAAGUCUCCUCUCGCUGUUUUCCUCCACACUGCUAACCUGAUUAACACAGCGCCACAAGUCUCAUUUGUCAACAGAGCUCUUAAUCAUAACUAUUUAAGGCUAAAACUCUCUGAAGAAUAAAUGUCAGACAUUAAUCAGCAUGAUGAGAAGAAAUCAUGUUGAUAGAUAAUGUGUUUGAGAGAAAUUUCUUUGAUGUUAAUCAUAGUUUUAAAACUUGAGUCAUGUCCCAUCUACCAACAUGGAGGAAGCUUGGUUUCUGUAGCAGCUUGUCAGUAGAGGAUUUGCAAGUCUUUCCACCUCACUCUUCUUGGAGUUUUCACUUUGUCUGUGUCAAACAGUUUUGUCCCAGGGUUGCAGUGACCACUCAAACUUAUUGUGCUUCAACCGUAACAGGGAUACUUCCAGCUGAAAGCCAACCCUGGUGCCUGGACACUGAGAUUACGUAAAGGAAGAUCCGAAGACAUCUAUCAGAUUCUCACGUGAGUAUUCCAGACUGCCGUACUCGUCUUUUUCCUCUCAGUCCUUACUGUUAUCAACAUAUUUUGAAAACAAACCUCAAAGCGGGGAUACUAAUUAGGUAGCUUCGUCAGCAUCAAGCCUGUUUUCACCUACCUCUCCAUUUCAUGCUGGUGGCUAUGAAACCUAUCACUAUGGUAACAUGGAGAGCUGCUGACACUGUAGCAGCUCAAGGUUUUGAUGAGUGCAGGGAGUUCUGCUCACUAUAGAGGGGAAAGAGAGACAAGUGGGAGGAGAGCAGUGCUAUUAAAGAGAAGACAGAGUGGAGGGAUGAUUCAGCUGGUCACCUGCCACGCCAUCCACCUCAGACAGCAAAAUAUCUGCAGCAGAACGUGUUUCAGUUUGGAAGGCGUAGGUGUCAAAAGGCUUCAUAAACGAGACACAGUGCGUUGGCGUUGUCUAAUUUCCCAGGACAAAUGGAAACCAUGUUAUGCUUUAGUUGGGGUGAUUCAUUUUUUUCCAACAAAAUGUGAUAUUUCAUUCCUUUUAUUCUUUGAAUUCUGCUUUUACUUUAAUUAAAAUGCUCUGUAGUACUUUAGUCCUUAAGACAAAUCAAAUCUUUUCUUUUCGCCCGUGAAUCAACAAAAGGAUUGAUAAUCUCUCACUGUCAAUUUGAUUUAAUAGCUCAAAUUCCUGCCGCUUAUAAUGGUUUGCAUAGGCAGCUGUAGUGCAUCAUACUUGUUCUAACCACAAUCACCGAUAUUGUCCUCUCAGGCUUUCCUCACAUAAGAUUUAGGACACAUACAGCCCUCGGUUUCUCUGGAAUCAUAUCAGACAACCAAGAUUUAUUCUCCAAUCCUCCAGGUGAGGCAAAGGGGUGAUGUCAUUUUUCACCCUGGCAGUGUCAUUAUUCUUGUGGUUAGCGGCACUCUGCUCUGGUUAGGUGGCCGAUCAGAGGCUAGUGGGGGGAGUGUCUGUGCUCUCCGUUCCCACAGCCUGCAUUUUUCCUCUUGCACUCUGUGCUGCCACUGUGCCUCGCCCUGACAACGAUGAAUGAGAUGGCCGGUUCUCCUCUCUCCUCAGAGCAAGGAUACGGAUUGAUCUCUGGUGCUUUCUAACACAAGCCCUAAAGGCUGAGUUGCAUCAGUGACAGCAGAGUGGGGGAAAACACAAGCAGAAUUUGAGCAUGGUGGGGUGGGGGAAUUGCACUUUGGGUCCACUUAGGAGGGGGCAUUUAUCAUAGUGAUAAGGUUAGUUUUUUUGCCUUUAGUAAGCACUGGGGUCGUAAUGGCUUGCUGUGCAUCUUGGCCUAUUGCUCAUCUGUUCCUGAAGUUUGCUCCCUGGUGUUUCACCAUCGGACCCUGCGGAACCUGCCUGCCAAAAGACAUUCUGCACCGGGCAAAUCAGUCCUAAAACAAUUACAGUGAAAGGCCAGUGUUGCACAAUCAAUAGUGGACAGAAUUCCUCAUUUGAAUUUACCAGUUUGUACAGCGCGGCUGGGAAGUACUGAUGGGGAAAAUAAUGGAAAGGUGAUUCUUAAUGGUGAUUGAGUGCAAUGAAUAUGGUGUGACCCUGGCAGCUGGCCCAGUCUCUCUUUUCUCAGUGGUUGAUCCAUUGGCUGCUGUCUGUUUCAUGAGUAGAGGCUGUACAGUGGAUCGUUUUUGCACUGUUGUCAUGUCCUAAACAUGUGACCUAAUUUCAGACGCUGUUUCUAACUCAAGCGCAGGAUUAAAACUAGAUAAUAAUCAUGAUUUGAGCUUUUUAGGAAGAGGUCACAUAAGCUUUUUGCUGUUUAAAACAAUGAUUCAUGCUAAGUCUGUGGUGACUUGCCUUAGGGUAACUAUUCAGCUGCAUCAUAGAGCCCCUGCAAAAAUCAGCUUUGCUUGUGUCUCAGUGUUAAAUGGUCUAGUCCUUAUUCGUCAGUUUCUCAGCUAAUAGCUGUCUGUUUGUUUACAUUAUAUCUCUCUGCCCCCGCCAGCUCACCUGCCAAUCAAACACAUACAUUGACCUGCCUACUCACAGACUUGGAGGCAUCUCUCAUUUAUCUCUGCAGAUAUUUUUUUUUUCUGUGUUUAUUAGUGGCAGAUCUCACCAGUUAAUAUGCAAAUGAAGUUCACAUUUUCUUCAACUGCAACUGAAGUUUAACACAUUACAGUUUUAGUUCGAUUACAAAUAUGGGAUUACAUAAAGCUGGAAGACUAAUAAAAUAUAAAGCUGUUUAAUGUCUGAUAAUGAAGUAAAUUACAUUUAUGUUGUUUAAAGGAAUGACAGCACUGACAGCUCUUCAUAUCCUAAUAAUUUGCUUACAGACUAAAUCCGAUUCUUUUCAAAUGAUUUGUUUGAUCUCUUAAAACAAAACCCCAUUGAACUUAUUUCAUACUACAAAUAUCACAAAUAUUAAGAUGUUUAUCAAAUUAUUUAAACCUUAUUUUCAAUGGGAAAUAACACAAAGACAGAUAAUGUUAUACUCACAAUAAUUAACAGAUGUUUAAUGUCAGCAACAAGAAUCACAGUGUAUCUCUUUUUCAGGCAUGAUGGAACAGAUUCCCCUGCAGAUGCUGGAGACGUCAUCGCCGUACUGAACAGUUUUCAAAGCAAGAUCAUCAAAGUCAGAGUGAGUGUGUUCCUGAUACAUUCCUCAAUUAUAUUUAGCACAUUUUCCCAAAAUACCCUCAUGUAAAGACACUGGCAGUGAGUGUAACACCGUCUGAAAUAGAGUCGCUGAAUCAAGAUCAUUGUAUUGUUGUUUUCUUUCUCUCCACAGGUACAGAAAAAGGCAGAUAAGAUCAAUGAAGAUCUUCUAAGUGAAACAGGAGAAAGCAAAGGCAUAUGGGACUCAAUAGCAAGGUGGGGAAUCUAUUCUCAAAUCAAAUCCAGCUAAAUGUAGUUUAUUCUGGUAGGUUUUUAAUCUUCCCCCAGGUGACUGACAGUUAUAGCCGAGAGCAAAUUGAUAGUUCAGUCGUCUCACCCACCUUCUGUUUGUCAAUUAUCCACUGUGGUUUUUAGGAGAUCUAAUCCCCCCCUUCGAUCCAGACUGCAAUAUUAUGCUGUAAGAUCUAGUCUUGCAAAAAAUAUGUGCUUCUGUAGGUAUGUGUGUGUUUGUGUGUGUUUGUAUACGUGUGUGUGCAUUUGUGUGUUUCUCCCCAACACUUCCUAACUGUGUGAUCUUGUCUUCUCACUUAAUGCUUGCUGUGUGAAGUGUUUGGAGCACUAUAGAGAAAAGGUAGGCAGUAUCACUGCGACCCAUUUAACACCUGAAACUCCACUGUCACACUCAUUAGCAUGUAGUGUCUAUUGGUGGUUUCCAGUGUGCUGCUCGACUCUGCUGCGUUUGAUGAUGAACCACGAUGACCUAAUUUGACUAAACAUUUAUGAAACAGGAUGUCGCCAUUGAACCAUUUUUGAAUACUCGCACAUUAUCAUUUCACGUUUUUGUUUGCAUUAAUUCUUGUAUAAUUUUUUGAGAAUACCAGUGAUAAUUCUAAGUUUGGAAAGAAUGCACUUAUGCAUGUAUUAUUCAUGCAUAAGUGCAUGUAGCUAUGUUCAUAAACACAUUGUGCAUACUAUCAUACAUGAUCUCAAAUUUCAACAUUUUCUCUGAAGUUAAGAAACUGUCUUCUAGAGUUUCAUGUAGGACAUGUUGAAAAGAAAGUAAAGAUAGGGCAGUGGAGUUGCUUCCACUUGCUACACAAACUGGUUCAUGGAAAGUGUUUUUUUACCUGUGUUGCUGAAAGAGCAAGGAAAAGAGGAAAGAAAGUAGAGCAUUACAAAAGAUGCUAUUUUAGGUCGAAUGUUUUCCUCAACUGUUGCUCUUUAAGAGAUGUGCUGCCUCAACAUACUGAUACAGUUUAGUUUGGUUGAAGUAUCUCUGUGUUCAAGUGUUUACAUGGAGAACAGAAGACUCCCCUUUGCAGCGCACUCUUGGUCAUAGAAGUCUUUGUGCUCAUUCGUACUGAAAGAAGCAGAUCCAGGUUUGGAGGUUUGUCCUUCAGGCCCACAAAAACCUGAAGGGAUCGCAGCCUACCUUGGUAUUUUCUUGUUGACGGUCAUUUUGAGACGUUAGUAUUUGAACUCGUUGGUACAUGUUUCCUCCAAUGUCACAGAAACUUCCUGCACAGCUGAAAGUGGUUAGAAAGAUGAAUAAGUAGAUUAAUAGAUUAAAAUAAUCUGGCAGCCAUUUUUUAGCGGUAAGUCUGUUUUGAGAUGUGAUUACUUCUCAAGUGCCUGUGAUGUGUUAUGAAUCCAAAAUGUACUUAAACUGGACGGCAAACAGAUGCACAGGUCUCAUGACAUGGUGGAAGGAAGAUACUUACCACGUUUAUCAAUUAGGUCUAACCAAACAUCUUGUCAUUUCAUUCAGUCCACCUUAAAUAAAUGGUUCUAGAGAGUUGAACUCAAACACCCCUAUCUGGUCUGUUCUCUUCAUUCAGUCAAAGAUUCAGUCAAAGCUGUUCUUUGCCUGAGUAUGGAAAAUAAAAUCAUGCAAGUAGUAGUUUGCUCAGAGAUAUAAGAAAAUAUCUUUCACAGAAAUUUGAGCAAAAGUCAUGAAUAUGUUUUGUAAUGACUCAGACAGUUUUUUCUAGAAGUUUCUCACACCAUGUAGAUCUGGACUAGAGAAAGUCCUGUUGGUUUGAAAGUCAAGUAGUCUUUUAAAACAUUGCUCUAUUUGUAAGCACAGGCUGCUUUUAGGAUUUGGUUGUAAAGGGCUGGACUGAAGCUUGUUUAUUGAUCUCACACCUCUGAAGAAUUAGUGGGCUUGAAUUCAUGCAUCAGUAAGCGUCAGAGCGUCUUAGUGACAGAGUUGUUACAAACUCUGGCAUCUCCUAAAGGGAGCUUUAUCCCAACAGAGCAAAAGUGAAAAUGGAUUUGAAUCCUAUUCUGUCUGUUUACAGGCUUUUCUUCGACGCUUUGUGAUUCAUGUCUUGUGAGCAGUCUCUUACUUUCCUUUUCAUCUGUGGCUGGAGAGGAAGACUUUUUCUCAUGUGCUCUCAGUCUGGGAAAUAUUGAGGGUUUUAUGCUGGUUAUGGAAGCCAUAAAGAGAAAUCUGCUGUGAUAGAGAGCUUCAUGCAAUCUGCACUUUUGGCCAUCACUGGGCAAUGAUGCUGCUGGGACAGCAGCCAGCUUUUUUGGUAUUAAGGUGUUGCCAGCAGUUCAUGGUGAGGUACUUCUAGCCAAGACUUCCUUUUUUGUGCAGCAUUGUUUACAGUCCAAUUAGAAACUGGAGCAACUGUUUGUUUGGAUCAAAAACAAACACAAAUGGCUCCUCUGGAUAUGUCAGCAAGAUAAAAGCCGGCAUUUCUCGGUCCAAGUCAUCCUACACAGUAACACCGGUUCAUCAGUUUCUGGUGAGGCUCAGUUUCACUGUAAAUAAUAAGUUACCUCGAAGCUUCAAUCUGACUUAACACAAAAAUCCCAAGAGAGACCAAAGUUCUGUUGAUUCACUCGGAUUUAAUGCUGAAAUAACAACAUCUGGGUUCAGAUUUUUGUCCUCAAGUUAAAAAUAAGACAACUUUUGAAAUGCUUGUUAGUUAAAUUGAAGUCAGGUUGAUUAUUCCUGAUUUAACUCGUGAAGUUUGGAUACCUAAACCAGACUGGCUUUAGCCACACAUCAAGUAUAUAUGCAACAGCUGUUCAAAGAUAAAGUGAUAAUAGUCAGAUAACCACCAACUGGGAGCACAGAUGUUACAGAUGAGUGCGCUCUGCCUGCUUUUGCUCUCCAUACAUUUUUUCCGACUCAUACCAGCUGAUUUAAGACUACUCAGACACAACAGGUUUAUUGCCAAAGUUUGGUCUUCUAUGUACAGAUCCAACAUUUGAUAGAUCUGCUAGUGUGUGGGUAACCUAAGAGAUAAUUUGGCUUUUAAAUAACAGAUGAUGUAAAAGGCUCAUUUCCCAAAGUAAUUAUAGGACCUCGGAGACUGUCCAGGGAGGCUCCAACCAUGCGUGAUUUUUCAAACUGAAUCCAGAUGAAGGGCAGGAGUGGGUAGAAAUGAUGAUGCAUGAUAAUAAAAUAAAAGGAUGAUAAACAGAUGUAAGUAAAAAUGUGAUAAGUUGAACAAUUAACCCUAGAAAAAGAAGUUGUGAUCAGAGGAGUGCUUUACUAAACACGUGCACUGAACAUCCACCAAUCAUCACUUUUUCUUCUAGUUUGCAAACAUGGCAGACCUCCUGCUGUUGACAUCUCUGUUCAGGUUUUUGCUCUAUGGGAAGAGCUGGAGUAAAAACAGAAGUAGACUUUUGUCCGCUGUCCACUACUCGGGAUUUAUCCUCAGCUUUGUUGAUCAUUCCAGAGGUCCAGAUUAUCUUGAGCGAGUCUGCCAAACAGGCUCUCACCUGACCUUCUAAAGCUGCUUAUCUUUAGGGGGGGAGGGCCUAUUGAGGUGCUGGAGGCCCUCUAUAAUGGUAGGCUUAGUCAUGGCAUACAGUUGGCAUCCCCAGACCCUACAGAUGUACGGUGACUCCCCAGAGGCAAACUGCUGAGCUAGAGAGAGCGGUGAUGUGAUUUGAGAGCACUUAAUGUUUUAGAGAGGACUGGCUACUGGUGGAAAGGAAAGCUAUGCAGCCUUUGUGAGAUUGGUAAGCAGGUCACAUCCAUACAACAGUCAGUCUCUUGACCAUGUGUAGUUGGUUUUAAAAGACAUGCAGAGAGGGACGGUAACUCCCCUUCCUUCUCUCCCACUUCUCUCUCUCACUCACUGGUGUCUUGGUGGAGCCUGGAGGCAGAGGGCUGUGAUUGAGUGUGGGAGAGACACUCCUUCCCUCAUCAGCAGUCUAUUACAGACAAGGACACACAGUUUGGCUGCAGACACAUCCACCCUCCAGCAGAAGUCCCGAUUUCUGUCCGCUAAAUGUGACUUGCAUCAUGAGCCAUUGCUCCCUGGUAGCUGUUUGAGUUUGUUGCAGCUGAGUUGAAAAGUGCGGAAAGUGGCAUCUGGACCAGUAUUUCACACAGAAGCCUAAAAACACACAAUCUCAUUUGGUGUGCUGGGUACCAUAGUGUUGUGUAUGGUGUUUGAUGCUGGCACCCAUGGGUUUGCAUAAUUUGGAUCAAUUUGCAAAAUUGUGAGCAUAAAUGUUAUUUAUUAAGCUAUUAUAUGCUUUAACUGCGAGAUUAGACGUGCUGUAAACCUAAUCCCUAAUGGAAGCCUCACACACAGAGAUAAUUUUCUGUUUGGUUUUGAUCAUAGCUUUUGAUUACACCUCUAGGUAUUUGCUCAGCUUGGCGGCUGCAACCACGACUAAAUUUCCCCUGCAAACUUCAAAUAACUUUCGCCUACAAAUCCUCUAACUGAUCUUCAGACUUGUACACUGGAAAAAAACUGCACGGACAGCUAGAGCUAAAAAAGAUUCUUACUAGUUUUGUUUUGUUUUGGCUUGUUGAACAGAAAUCUACAAAUAUGAGAAACUAGAAGCAACAAAUUAGACAUUUAGACCUGAUAAAUAAACAUCAGUAUAAAAUUUGGGGUGAUCCAUUUAGAUAACUGAUUCUUGGAACACUAGCGGUGAGAAAUGCACUGAACAUACACAUUAUUUAUUAAGUUAGAUAAUAUAAAACAAAUUAGAACUUUUAUUUGCUCUAAUAGGACUACAUCAGGGUGAUCCACUCCCCCAGCUGCCUUUUUGUCUCUCCAUUUAAAAAGCACCACGGAACCAGGACAACAGCUGCGUGUGUCAAAGAAUCUGGCACAGUAGCACCUGAAGCCUUGUAUUUUUAAUAGCAACAUAAUGUCUUAAAGUGAAUUCAUAAUUCUGCAUAAAUGCUGCUAUUAAACUAUGCAACGACAUAAAGGCUUUAACUGACAGUAACAAUGGCAACUUGGGGCCAGGACAGCCCUUAACUUCAUCUUUUUUUUUAGGUUUUUAUUCACAUUUAUAUUCAGAAACAAAAGAUAUUAAUAAAUAAACUGACAAAUAAAAAGAAGACCUUGUGGGGACAUCUGAACUUGAGAAUCAUGUCGAAGAAAGUGGUGAGAACAUUCAGUUUCUCUCUUCUUAGUAAAGGAUUUUGUAACUGUUUCUACCCACCUGCUGAAGUUUAAAGCCUGGGGUUUGUACCGGCAUUUCUAUUUUACAAACAGUGAGCAGUAAUUCACACAGAUAGCAGCCAUUUAUAUCAAAAACUACUUCCUCUAUCAAUAAACCAAAAGCCUUAACACCCUUUGGGAUUGCAUUGCACAGUAUUUUCUCUCAGUUUAACAUCUAUUCACUCAGGAAAGGGAAAGAUCCAAAAUCACAGAAAUGAUUGGGCAUCAUGUGUAUACUUUCUUGAUUGAUGAAAUUUGGUAGUUGUAUUUUCAUUUAAAAUAAUUCAGUGGUUCUUUUACCAUAACUCAUCACAAUGUUUUUGAUGUGUCGGUUAUGUGAGGUAUCGACUAAAGGGGUAUUCCGGUGUAAAAUUAAGUAAGUGUCAAACACACCGUAACACCAAGUUAGACACCCCCCAGAGAGAUGAAUGUUGCUGACUGCUUGCUUCUCUAGUUAUAUCAACUUUAGUAAUGACCGCACGAUAGCAAUACACAGUGGUCUAUGGAUCCACGCACAGACCUCAGCCACUCGAUAGCCACAAAUAAUACUCAGAACAGCACCUAACUUCAUCAACAGUACAUAUAGGGUCCCAGCCAUAGUAGUAGCCACCAAGCAUCUUUAUAGCUUUGCAGAAUUCCUUUAGCAAAGAGACAAAAGACAACUUACCCACUCACUUCCAGAAGCUGCUUGUUUGUGGGGGAGCCCUGACAAGUCGAUCACUGAUUGCAGCGGAGUUUCGCAGCUAAAGGAAGAACACUUAUGAUGAUUACGUCAUGGAAAUGCAAUCAGGCCUGUUAUUAUUAUUAUGAUGAUUAAUACUUCAAGGAAAUGAUCCGCUGAACUCGGUGAUCGACGCGUCAGGACUCCCCCACAAACAAGCGGCUGCUAGAAGAGAGUGGGUGAGUUGUGUUUGGUCUCUGCUAAAGAAAUCAGGCAAAGCUAAAGAGAUGUUUGAUGGCUAGUACUAUGGCUGGGACCCUAUAUGUACUGUUGAUGAAGUUAGGUGCUGUCCUGAGCAUUAUUUGUGGCUACAGAGUGGCGUUUUGGUUGAGGUUUGCGCGUGAUGACGUAGAUGGCUGUGUAUUGCUAUCUGCGGUCAUUACUAAAGUUGGUAUAACUAGACAGGCAAGCAGUCAGCAACAUUCAUCUCUCGAGGGGGUUUCUAACGUGGUGUUAAGGUGUGUUUGACUCUAACUUUAUUUUACACCAGAAUAUUCAUUUAAAUCCUACAAAAGGAAUCACAAACAUGUUGACUAUAAAACUGUAGGUUUUGAAUUUGAAUUUGAAAAAAAUUGGCUCCUUAUUUCAAAUGGAGAAGGAAGGAUUGUUACCAAACAUAGUUUUCUCUGUGAUGAUGCAUCUUUGCAGUUUCACCAUUUAGCUCCCAGCCCCAUGCAUCUGUCCAUGACAGUGAAAUGUGUGUGUAUGACUGCUCGAUGGCUUUAUUUCAUCUCCACUGCUGCCAUUUAGAAUUGAACGGUGCAUCUCUGGUCGGCUGUUAAAGAAUGAAUCAGUUUUGAUUCUUUGUAUCAUUGACUGUCUCGUAGCUACAUGUGGAUAUAAAAAUGAGAGGCUGCUUUAAUGUUGCAGCUGUAUCUGUUCCAGUUCAAUGAUUCAAGUUCCCUAGAGGAGUUCACAUCAAAUUAAAGCUUUCCAGAGGAUUGCCAUUCGCUUUGUAUGAUCUCAUUUUAGGGAAACACAUUACUGCAUGGUGUGUUUGAAAAUGUCUGAUGUCUUUUUUACUCACUGUAACUAAAUGUGAAUUCACACAGACAACACUCAUGCAUUUCUGUGUGGUUUACAGCAUCACAGGCGGAGGCUCUAAGAAGGAUGAAGGAGAGAAGAAGAAGGAGGAUGUAUUAAACAUAUUUUCUGUGGCUUCAGGUCAUCUGUACGAGCGCUUUCUGAGGUGGGUCACUUUCAGUUCACAAAAGCACUCAGUCACCAGCUUACUUUUAAGGCCGUACACGUUGCAGCUCUUUUAGCCCUGAUCCUCAAACUGAUCCUUCACACUUGCUGUCUUUGUCAGAAUAAUGAUGCUGUCUGUCCUUCGGCAUACCAAAACUCCUGUCAAAUUCUGGUUCCUCAAGAAUUACCUCUCCCCGUCGUUCAAGGUACUUCUCCUCACCUUAUGACUCAAUAUGAGAGUUUUGUUUUUCCUGUGUAAUCAGAAUAAACCGCCCCCACUCUCCCCGGCAGAUUCAUUCAUUUUAAGAAAAUUACAGAUCUGGGGUUCUCCUUUUCUGUUUAAUUUUUUUUGUUGUUGAUUUUCUGCAGAUCUUGAAUUAUUCUGUCUAGCUGCAAAAAUGAAAUGCAAUUAUGAAAAACAAACAUGCCAAAGAAAUAGUCUGUCUUCAAGCAAACACAAACUUAUCUUCGAUGAUAAGGCUGGUCACCAAAAAGAUGUAACCAAUUCAAAUUUGCUUAAUCUCUGUCGUGUGCGUUUUGUGUCGGGUAGGAGACCAUCUCUCACAUGGCAGAGGCUUAUGGCUUUCAGUACGAGUUGGUUCAGUACAAGUGGCCUCGCUGGCUGCACCAGCAGACUGAGAAGCAGCGCAUCAUCUGGGGUUAUAAGAUCCUCUUUCUAGAUGUUCUGUUCCCUCUGGCUGUGGACAAGAUCAUCUUUGUGGAUGCCGACCAGGUGAGCGCAGAAUUAAAGUGACAUAGGUGAGACCUGUGUGUGUGUGUGUGUAAGUGAGAGACUCGUCUGUAUCAGUCAACGCUGGUGUCAAAAUUGGAUCAGAUCCUGAAGUGUUACCAAUGUUCUUGCUCUUUCUCGCAGAUCGUCCGGGCUGAUCUAAAGGAGUUGAGGGAUUUAGACCUGGAGGGUGCUCCUUAUGGCUACACGCCGUUUUGUGACAGCCGCAAAGAGAUGGAGGGCUACCGCUUCUGGAAAACAGGCUACUGGGCCUCACAUCUAGGACACAGGAAAUACCACAUCAGGUUUACUUCUUUUAAAAAACUUUGAAGUAGAUCCUUGCUGUUGGAACUUUUUUUGAAUACCAGAAGCUUUUGUCACUUUUAGACAAAACCACUUCUGUUAGAGAUGCAGCAGAAUAAAUUCAGUCGUUUAAAAGUACCACUAGUCAGAUUAUUCUGAAAUAGAGUACAUCUGUAACAACCUUUAAAAUUCAUCUGAACUCGAGAUUGGGUCUGUGUUCAGUGAAUCAUCUGGGGGAAUUAUUCAUUAUUCUGCAAAAGUGAGUAUCAUAUCUGAGAACUGUGAGGAACUAAAAAUAAAAAUAAGGAAGAGGAACAGAGUUUCAGUUAAAGUGCUGUAGUUGUUUUGUUCAUGGAGCUAUCUGGAUCUCAAGAACUACAAAACCAGGACUCGGUUAAACCUUUUAAGAAGUCAUAAAGUCUCACUUCACUCUGGCAGCACAAAUCAACUAAUGCACCAGAUGUUUGUUUUGUUGAACAUGCUGGAAGUAAAAUUAGAUUCUGUUGUGCAAGCUCGACUUCAAAUGUGUUAAACUCCGCCACAUCCCUUCACACUUUGAUUUUUUUUUUAAAAAGAGAGGACAAAAACAUUGUUAAAAAAAAAAAAAAGUAGCUCCUCUACCCAAAGGCACCUUGUUCGUCCAGUUUCCAUGGUGACUGGACCCCACCAUCUAUAGUAGCAGUUCCUGUGGAUAUAUUUGAGCAUCUGAUUCCUGUGUACAGCGAUGGUGUUUAUUAAAUAAAGCACUGGGUUCAGCUCCAUGCCGGGCACCUGACACUGAGUUCCCCCUCCGUCGGUGUGAUGGCUAACUGGGUGGCUAAACAUGGAGAGCAGAAACUUUCCACUUUACCUUCAGCUGAUGAGGACAGGGCAGAGGAAAAGUCAGAAAACCACCGAGAUUUGAAUGGGUGCCAGUGUGCUGCUCAGCUCUGGCAGGACAAAAGCACUGAGGGUGAAUGAUCCGCAUCAGUGAAGCCAGGAAAACAUUAUGUGGUGAAUCUCCUCUGGCUGACACAGACCUCAUAAGCAAUAAGUGAAACUACAUUGUGUACACCAUUUGGUUUAUUAAUAUUGCAUUACAUGUGAGGUGCAAUUAUCCGACUGUGCCUAGGGUAUUUAUCUUUAUGAAGUCAUUAUUUUAGUGAUAUGAAGUUAUUCUUUAGGGAUCUUCAGCUCAGGGUACGGUUUACUCACAGAGCGCUCUCUCUCUCUACCUGUACUCUCCCCAGCGCUCUGUUCGUGGUGGAUUUGAAGAAGUUCAGGAAGAUUGCAGCAGGGGACAGAUUACGAGGCCAGUAUCAAGCCCUGAGCCAAGACCCCAACAGUCUGUCCAACCUGGAUCAGGUAAGAGGGAUGAGGAUGCUCUGUGAACUCCACCUCCACUUUGAGUCACAGUUUGUUUGUUUUUUUUUAAUCAUCUCAAUGUUUUUGUUGUGUUCUCCAAGGACCUGCCGAACAACAUGAUCCACCAGGUGGUCAUUAAGUCCCUCCCUCAGGAGUGGCUGUGGUGUGAGACAUGGUGUGAUGACACGUCUAAAGUCACAGCCAAGACGAUAGACCUGGUGAGUCCCAGAGGAAUCUGAAAAGGUUCAAUCUCUCUGAUGGAGACAUAUGAAAACUGUUUAUGAUCCAGUUAGUGUAAGUCUGAUAAACAGGGUUUCUACACUAGUAUGGAAAGUAUGGAAAUAAAUUUGAUCAAUUUCUAGGUCUUAAAAAGAAUUGAAAAUGAAAUAAAGUAUGGAAAAAUAUUUAUGUUUCCAGACUAUUACCACAGUUCUGAAAUACCAUUUUCUUGAAUAGAAGAGUAGGUAUUUCCAAAAAUAAUUUUAAAAAGUAGGGUAUGGAAAAGUAUGGAAAUUCCAACUGUGUAGGAACCCUGGAUAAAGAUAUGAAGCCAUUAAGAAACUUCUGAUUCGCUUGCAGUCGUCAGGUCUGAAGUUGGUCAGGAUAGCAAAGGAAAAGGUGUGUUCAAAUCAAAAAUGUUACUAUAUGCCUGCAGAAAAAAACAGAAAUUUCAUGAUUGAUUUCAUCGAACAGUGUUACGCUUGUUGAUUUGUGUCUGGGAAGUCCUAGUUUGGUCACAUCUGUCCUUGAAUGGAGAUAAAAUUCUGCUUUCCUUUUGUCCCUCUGUUGGUUUCCUGCUCACACCAAAGCCUGCUGAUGUGUGAUUGGUCAAUACUGAACUGACCACGAACAUAAACUACAACUGUUCUUAUUUUAAAGUCCAAUCUGGUGUUUACAGGUUGAACUUUUUUAUGUUGAAUGUAAUGUUGAAAAAAGGGGAGGGGGAAACUAGCCACGUGUGGGAGUUGCAAGAUUCUCUCUGUCAUAUUUAAUUGUCUUUUUAUUCGAGUAGUAAAAUCCAUAAAUCCCUUUUGUGAUCUGUUGUCCAUGUGGAUGGUAACUGCUCCAUAUUUUCAGCUUCUUUGUUCUUCCAGUGCACCGUAGUAACAGCAGCACAGAAAAAGAAAAGGAUAUUCUGCGACACUAAUGUCCAUAAGCCACUUGGCAUUUAGGAGACAACUGAGGAGCUAUCCUGUAGUCUCCUAAACUAAUUUAGAGAAUUACUGGCCAGGCUCCAGCUGAAUGGAAUAGGAAGCAUUGUCUCAUUGUGGUUUAGGACACCCACUUGGUAAUUCAGACACAAGACUACGGCUAAUGUCCUUUUAACAGAAUUGGAAAUCAAAUUAGGUUCAAAUGGCUGCCACAGACAGUGCUGGGAAUGGCACUAGGACUUGUUGGGCGAAAGUGACGCUGGUGGCGUGACUGAUGUGUUCUGUCUGCUUUUUUUUUCUGCCGCAGUGCAACAAUCCCAAGACCAAGGAGCCCAAGCUAAAAGCAGCGGCGAGGAUUGUGCCUGAAUGGGUUGAAUACGACAAUGAGAUAAAACAGCUGCUUAGACAAGUCCAGGAAGAGAAAGACACAGACACGCACAAACGGGCUGGCUCUCCCUCACAAGCUAAAAAAGGUUUGUGUCUUGAAGAUUUAAACAUUGUUUCCAGCAAAUUUCUCUUGGCCUAAGUUUUGUCUCUCUCUCUCUCUCUGACCACCGAGCUUACAUUUCUUUCCUCCUCUUCCUCUGCACAGUAGACAACCGGCGAGAUGAACUUUAACGUCUGCCAGCACCAUGCUGAACAGAGACAAGGCAGCUUCUUUUGCAUGCAGGCCACCUGCAAAGCUUGAAGACAGACAAUUCCAUCUAAACAUAGCCACAGACAAGAGUGUUGUUGUACGUCUCCCCAGCCACAGAAGGAUGAGAUAUUUUCAGAGAUGCCAUAUCUGCUUCUGCAGUCAAUACGUCUUACAAAUUAACACGUGAUCUAAGUGUUGCCUGCAAACUGUGAACCACUGCGGCGCUCUCAGCACUACAGUCUGCUCCUGGUUGACCGGAGAAUGAAGUAAACACGGAGAGAGUAAAAGGAGGGGACACUCUGUUAGGUGUGCUCGAGGAUAAGUAGCUGCCAUAUUUUGCACUGAUUGUGUAUCCAAAUAGAAAUAUAGAGAAGGCACAUCUCUGAAACUAUGCAUUGACUGAAAACAUCCAAGCCAAAGUUGUCACUGACUCUUAUGAUUUUAAAUUUUAAUUCUAGCUACAAAGUUGUCACAUUAAAAUGUAUUGACUCAGAGGGAUUUGCAUUAUUUACUUAAUCCAAAGGGGAGGCAGUCAGACUUUUAAAGGAAGGCUCUUUAAUUUCUUCAACAUCAAUUCUGUAUCUAACAAUUUUCUUCAUGUGAUAGUAACGCACAAAUUUAAAGGAUGACAUGUCCUCUUCUGUUAGUGGAAUGAAACCUGUUGAUUAUAUCUAACAGCUUUGAACCAUACCGGUAUCUCGACCACAGCCUCUUCGGAACACGCGCGUCUUUGCAGCAGGAAGCAAAUACCUCUGAGUCUCCAUCUGCUGCUCCAAAACCAGCUGGUCAGCAUUCAGAGCUAGAUGACUGGGAUUCUUAGAACGUAUUGGGAGGAAUUAUCAUGUACAGACGUAUUUUUAGAGUUAAAAUCAAGUCAUAUAUAGUUGUUUUUGAAAUGCUGGACAAGGUGGAAAAACUGUUGUAGUAAAACCUUUCAGUGACCCAAACAGCUUACAGAUGUUAUUUUUUAGUCUUAAUCAGAGCUGUUUAUUAAGAGUAAUGUUGAAGCUGAGUGUCUCACCUCUUUGUCUUUCAGUAUUUGGUGUUUUCAUUGACAUCCUGCAUGUUUUUCUCACUAAGUUCAACAAGAUUCAAAGUAGGUAUGCCUGUUAUUUUCAUACUUCUCUGGCCUUGUUAUUAGUGUUUGUCAACCUGAUAACUCGCAUGAUCCUGCUCAGAAAAAGGGAUUCUUAACGAGCUGGCCAACUAAAGUAGCAUACACACUCUGCCUCUCCAAAAACAAGAAUUUGAAAUCCUCAGUUCAUCCUACAUUUAAAAGUAGAUAAUUCAAAGUGUUUUUAACGCUCUCUACCCUGUUUGUCACAAACACAUAUGCUGCUGCUGCUAUAUGAAUCACCAGCACUAUUCAGAUUUUCUGCUUUGGACUUGUAGCUUCAGCUGGAGUUUUAUGAUGACAUAUCAAAAGAUCUUUUUAAAGGCUUCAGGGACAUGAAAUGAGACUGCGGAAAGGAUAUGAGAAAUUUGACUGAUAAAUUUGUUAUUUUUGUAAAGCUUUAUCAUAAUGAAAUGCUCCACAGUAUGACAGAGUAUUAGAGCCACAUUAGGAAAAAAAAUUAAGACCUCAAGAUUAAAGUCAUUAACUUAAGAGAAUUUACUCAUUACUAAUGAGAAUAAAGUCAUUACUUAUGAGAAUAAAGUCCUUGUAUUCUAACCUGCUGUUGAGGAUGACAGUUGUUAAAAUGAGAGCCAUGGAGCAUUUUGUGAAAAUCUACUCCAAUGUAGGUUUCUCAAACAAGGAGAUACUAAAUCUUUUGGCACAUCAGCACCACAUUAUCCUAAGUAUCAUAAUGAUUUUAUUACAACUGUAUUCUCAUAAGUAAUUUAUUGUGACUUUAUUUACGUUAGUCAUUACUUUAUGACUUAAUUCCCGUUAGUAAUUCUUAAAUCCUUUUUUUUUUCUCAAUGUGGCCCUAAUACUCUGUCGUACCACAGGUAUGGCAAUCAAAGGAAAAAGGGUCUGUGUCAUUUGCACACUUGGGGUCAUGAUUUAAGAAGCUGUAUUUAAAUGUAACUUAUUAUGCUUUGUUUACAUCUUAUGCACACUCAGCCUCUCUGUUUUUCAUGUAAAGAUUAUUUUUCAGUAUUUGAACUCCAUGAUGGACCAGUGUUUUUGUCUCAGGAAUACGAGGGUGUUGCUGCUCAACUGAAGCCAACUGUAGUUUUUCUUUGUCUUAAAAAAGGUCCUAAACGUGGGUGCUGGAGGUCCGCUCUCAGGUCACCCACUGUUCACUGUGAUGUGUCAGAUAGACAUGUUUAUAUUACUGUCUGGUUAAAAGAAUAAAUGUUUGCUACAAAACUAUAA
This is a messenger RNA of Xyrichtys novacula (pearly razorfish), 41844 nucleotides long. Lineage: Eukaryota; Metazoa; Chordata; Actinopteri; Labriformes; Labridae. The record is from the annotation of a GenBank genome assembly.